Molecule: messenger RNA, 1820 nt
Organism: Monomorium pharaonis (pharaoh ant)
Lineage: Eukaryota; Metazoa; Arthropoda; Insecta; Hymenoptera; Formicidae
Exons: 5
Coding region: 1177-1485 (102 amino acids)
Cellular component (GO): membrane
Source: RefSeq, a predicted model, not a curated record
GCACGGUAAAAGCACGCAGUGCUGUCAGUACGUGUCGUCCUAGUGCUGCCACUGUGCUUUCACUGCAUGAAAAUGCACUUGAUGAUCGCACGGUGAUGGCGCGCUAGUGGAAUGAAGAACAUGGCACGUGAUAGCACUGUCUGUGUCCCUGUGCCUUCACCGUGCUCUCUCACUGAGUAUGCAUAAGUGCAUUACACGUUUUUGCCUGAGACGAUGCAGCAUUUAACAAACAAGUCAGAACGUUUUGUUUUCGCAUUUCUGACAAGACGCAAGUUUAUAAGUAGUAAAAAAAUUAAAUAUAAAAGUAUAAAGUUAGAAAGUGCUUUGGUGCGUGACAUUUUAUUGGAAUGAAAUAAUAAAAAAAUCGCUGUAUAAUAAAUCUCGCAAAAUCAGUGGAAACACGAAAUGUUUCGAGUUUGAUUGUUAUAUUAUUGCUUUUGGAUGCUGCAAGGAAUAUGACUUCAUCUUUCUCAACUCCAUCUUUCUCUCCAAUCGUUAUUCAGGGUGAAUAUGGGCCAAAUAAUACUUAUAAAAAAAGGAUAAAUGCUAUGGUUGAAUAUGUAUUUUUGUGUAUUCUGCUAGCAAUGUAAGUUCUGAUGAAACUAAAUCAUUUACAAGGAUGUCUACUCUAUUUAUUGAAUAAAAUACAUUUUGUUAAAUAUUUAUGAUAUCAUAUAUUUAAAGAUGUCCCUGGAAACUGCAAUAAUUAAGAUAGAAAGCAAUACAACUCAUAGUUUUCCAUUGAUAAUAGUGGUGCGUUAAACAACAGGUAUUCUGUCUUGGCAAAUACCUUUGCUUGACAACAGUGCAGACUUAGACACUGUGAUAUAUAAUAAAACUAGUCGUACCUUGUGCUCUACAAAAUAUUAUCGAUAUGUACAAGAUGACGAAGAGUAUAUUAUCGUUGGUAUCUCCACAGCCAGUCAUGAAAAUAUCUCCUUCAACCUCAAUGUAAUCAAAGUUACAAACUUUUAUUUAAGAUAUGUAUUGUCGUACAGACGUAACAUUGUUAAAAACAUAAUGUAAAUUUUGUUGCUAAAUUAUUAAUCCUUUAUAGUUCUGGAAGAGGUAAAAAUACGAAUUUCCCCAUCCGAUCCUAUAUAUUAUGGUUACAUCUUCUCAAAGUAGGAGAAUUCCUCAGUCCUCAUUCGUGUUGAAUCAGAUAAUGACAUCUGUAUGACCGUAUCUAUACAAAAUACAUCCUGUCCUGUAUUCGACUUGGAACAAAACAUCAAGUUUUUUGGGCACUGGCAGACUGUGAAUAGAAGAGGAAAUAUCACAGUACCAAUGCAAUGGCAGGAAACUAAUUAUAAAAAACCAAAUCAAAAAGAGUUUGAGAAUGCGAUGAGCCGAGUUCUAAAAAGUCUGAAAGAGCGACGGCGAAAAUAUUUAAUUAAUACCGGCAAUCUGCGAUGCAGAAGAGAUGAUCUUUCCAACGACGAUGAUGGAGAUCAAUUGGAAACGCACGUCCAACCAAUUCAAUAAUUACAUCGGUUAGAAAACGUCAGCCGCAGUAAGUCGACCGAUGAUGAAGGCACUGAUCAUGAUUUCGGACUUUCAAAUGAAGAGUACCUGGAGGAGAAUGUAAAUACAGAUACAGAACAGGCUGAUGAUUAUGCUUUGACUGCCAGUGACCUCUCAACUAUUGACAGAAUCAGUAAAUACAAGAAACAGAUUUCAAAUUCCUAGAUGAUUUGGAAGAUCUCUGAAGAGAAUUUUUAUACAUUGGAGGAAGAGGAUAUAUUGUGUUCAAUCAUAUUAAUAUAAAUUAUAUUAAUCAAACAUGUAAUUAUAAAUAAAAAAUGUUUAAUUUUACAAAA